Messenger RNA from Musca vetustissima, 374 nucleotides. Its product is annotated as mediator of RNA polymerase II transcription subunit 7-like. Gene Ontology annotation, cellular component: mediator complex; core mediator complex. The annotation marks the transcript as partial. Gene Ontology annotation, molecular function: transcription coregulator activity. The record is from RefSeq and is a predicted model, not a curated record. The transcript has a single exon. NCBI's taxonomy places the organism in Eukaryota, Metazoa, Arthropoda, Insecta, Diptera, Muscidae. Gene Ontology annotation, biological process: regulation of transcription by RNA polymerase II.
AUUGAUGAUUUGAGUUUAUUGUUUGUCCAUAUGCAUCAUUUGCUCAAUGAAUUUCGGCCCCAUCAGGCCCGUGAAACCCUUCGCGUUAUGAUGGAAACACAAAAACGUCAACGAGUGGAGACGACAACACGUUUCGAAAAGCACCUGGAACGGGUUUGUGAUAUUGUCAAUACGGCUUUUAGUGACCUGCCCGAAAUCACAGAUGACGAUAUGAGCGAUAGUGAUAUAAAAAUGGAAAUUGAUUCGCAAGAUUCAAGUAAUAACAAUAAAUCGGAUGCGGUCAAUCAACUGGAUCGUAUUAUGUGCAGUGUUAUUGAUAGCAUGGAAUAACCUCAGGUGUGGUUGGGCAUAUGUUCUGACAUUAGUUAUUAGUA